Molecule: messenger RNA, 1028 nt
Organism: Culicoides brevitarsis
Lineage: Eukaryota; Metazoa; Arthropoda; Insecta; Diptera; Ceratopogonidae
Product: probable transcriptional regulatory protein Kole_1935
Exons: 3
Coding region: 67-900 (277 amino acids)
Cellular component (GO): mitochondrion
Source: RefSeq, a predicted model, not a curated record
UCUGCUUUGACAGAGGUUCAAUUUUCGGAAAUCUAAUCAAAAAUUAUCAAAACAAGUAGAUUUGCGAUGAUUUGUAGUCAAAUUCAAUUAAAAUCUGGUCUCAGGUUGUUUCAGGUGUCACGAACUUUUUACACUGGAUCAUGUCUUCUUGCAGGACACUCAAAAUGGGCGAAUAUUCGACACACAAAAGCCGCACGAGAUCGUGAAAUGUCGGUAAUCUUCAAUAGAUAUGCAAGACAAAUGCGAUUAGCCAUCCAGGAAGGAGGAUCACCGAAUCCCAAGUUAAAUUCACAACUUCAGUCCCUCAUCGAUCAGGCAAUUAAGCACAAGAUGCCGAUGGGAACCAUUCAAAAUGUCAUAAAAAAGUACUCGGACCCCGCAAAUUCAGCGAAACUCGUGCGUUUCAUCCAAGACAUGAAAGCACUCGGAAAAGUUCAAAUGAUUGCGGUGCUUGUGACGGAAAAUCCAAAGGGAACUAUCCAAAAUAUGGCGAAUUUCAUGAAAAAGUUCGCGGGAACCAAUUACGAUAAUUGUCGCAGCAUGUUCGACGAACGAGGCGUCAUUGAAGCGACAAUUCCGGACAAAUUUAAGGACCUGGAUGAGGCGGCGUUGGAAGAAGCUUGCACCGAUGAUGCUAUUGAAUGCGGCGCCGAAGAAGUUGAAGUCGUGGAUUUUGCUGAAAAAAUCGUCACUUUCGCAUGCAAUCCUGUCGAAUUGGAACGAAUUAAACGCUCAAUUACGGAACGAGGUUACUCCAUAGACUUCGCUGGACCCAUUUUUGUACCUAAAAUGACCGUGAAACUCACUCCUGCUGAAAUAGAGACGCUGGAAAAGUUGAAAGCGAAACUGAAAGAAGUUGAGGGCGUCGAGGAAUUCUUCGAUAAUGUUGAUUAUUCAUAGUUUAAUUGACGAAUUGUUGAAAAAAUAAAAUGUUUUUAGCAAAAUUUUAAAAGAAAUUCUACAAAUGACGUUUGACGGACACGGAAUUAAAUUUUUAAAUUACAAAAAAGGCUAAUUUCUGACAAUUC